AUGGGAGGCUCACGAGAUGGCCACACCAGCGCGCUUGAGCUGGGCGAGUACCCUACUGCACGCACCUCAGCGUCAGAAGACCGCGAGCGCCCCAGCGGCGACGCCAGCAAUCCGUACGCGGACACGGGCCUGCGCAACGACGAGGACGAGGGCUCGGAAGACGAGCUGCUCCUUGAUCCAAACCUACCUGACGAUCCUCGCGAGCGCAGGCGCUCCCAUGCCGAGGAGGCAUUUGUCGCUGGCGGCGAAGACGCGGAUGGUAAAGCGCACGAGGCUGAGGACUCGCCGUAUCCAGAGGUCAGGGCGGCUGUGCGCAACUACGACGAGGAUCUGCCCUGCAACACCUUGCGGGCCUGGACCAUUGGACUCAUGCUCGUUGUGCUGGGUGCGUCCAUGAACACGCUCUUCUCACUGCGCCAGCCCUCCAUCUCUGUCGGGCCCCUGAUUGCCCAGAUCAUCUCGUGGCCCAUGGGCCAUGGCUGGCACAGGUUCAUGCCCGAAAAGACCUUUUACUUCCGCGGGAAACCCAUCCCCCUCAACCCGGGGCCGUUCAACAUCAAGGAGCACUCCAUCGUCGUGGUUAUGGCCGGCGUGUCCUUCUCUGUCGCCUACGCCACAGACAUCAUCCUCGCGCAGCUCGUCUUCUACAAGCAGGACUUUGGGAUGCUGUUCCAGCUACUCCUCACCAUCUCGACGCAAUCCCUGGGCUACGGGAUCGCUGGCAUGAUGCGCCGCUUCCUCGUCUACCCAGCGUCCAUGAUCUGGCCGGGCAACCUCGUCUCCGUCACACUCCUCAACGCAAUGCACGAGACAAACGACACACCGGACCCAACGGUGCUCGGCGGCUCCAUGCCGCGCUAUCGCUGGUUUGGCCUCGUCACGGUGGCUGCCUUCUUCUACUACUUUAUUCCCGGUUUCCUGGCGCAGUUCCUCAGCGUCUUUGCCUUUGCCACUUGGCUGGCGCCGCAGAAUGCCGUCGUCAACCAGCUCUUUGGCGGCCAGACGGGCCUGUCCCUGCUGCCCAUCACUUUUGACUGGACGCAGAUUGCAGGCUACGUCGGGUCACCGCUCAUCCCGCCCUGGCAUGCCAUCGCCAACACCCUGGUCGGCGUCAUCGUCUUCUUCUGCUUCGGUUCGGCCGUGCUGCAUUUCAACGGGGCUUGGUAUGGGAACUUUCUCCCCAUGAGCGACUCCAACACGUAUGACAACAUGGGCAACCGGUACGACACUUCCCGCAUCUUGACUGCCGACUUUACGCUCGACGAGGCGGCGUACAAGAACUAUUCACCCUUGUUCAUCAGCACUACGUUUGCCAUGUCGUACGGUCUCUCGUUUGCGGCCAUUUCAUCCUUGAUCGUAUACACAUAUCUGCACAACCGCAAGCAGAUCUGGAAGCAGUACCGCAACAGCACCACGGAAUCGCCAGACAUCCACAUGAAGCUCAUGCAAAAGUACAAGGAGGCCCCUACGUGGUGGUACAUGUCCUUGUUUGGGCUGAUGCUGCUCCUCGGCUUCGUGACCGUCCUCGCCUACCCGACCAACCUGACUUGGUGGGCCUUCCUGCUCGCGGUCGCCAUCUCCUUUGGUUUCUCGCUGCCGAUUGGCAUCAUCGAGGCCAUCACCAACAACCGCAUCGGUCUCAACGUACUGACCGAGUUCAUCUACGGCUACAUCCAGCCAGGCCGGCCCCUGGCGCUCAUGAUCUUCAAGACCUUUGGCUACAUCACCAUGUCCCAGGCCCUCAGCUUCGUCGGUGACCUCAAGUUUGGCCACUACAUGAAGAUUCCCCCGCGCACCAUGUUCAUGGCCCAGGUGGUGGCGACCACCUUUUCCUGCUUCAUCCAGAUCCUCGUCCUCAACCUCGCCCUCGGGAGCAUCCCCAACGUGUGCGAGCCCGACCAGGCGGACCACUUCACCUGCCCCGGCGGGCGCGUCUUCUUCGCAGCCUCGGUCAUCUGGGGCCUCAUCGGCCCAGACCGCAUGUUCUCCCCAGGCAGCAUCUACUCUGGUCUCUUUGUCUUCUUCGUCAUUGGUGCCGUCGUCCCCGUCGGCAUCUACUUUGCCAUCAAAAGGUGGCCCAAGAGCCCCAUCCGGUACGCCAUGGCCCCCAUCAUCUUUGGCGGCGCUGGGGCCAUCCCGCCCGCCACGCCCCUCAACUACCUCUCCUGGGGCAUCGUCGGCUUUAUCUUCCAGUUCUGGAUCAAGAAGCGCCACUUUGCGUGGUGGAGCCGUCUCAAUUUCCUCACGUCCUCCGGCCUGGAUCUGGGACUGGCCCUCGCGACUCUCUUCAUCUUCUUUGCCUUCACGAUGCACGAGAUUGAGCCACCCCAGUGGUGGGGCAACACCGUCGUGGACUCGACCAUGGAUAUGCAGGGUACAGCCAUUCAGGUGAAGGUCAUGGACGGUCAGACGAGGUUUGGGCCGGAUGUUUGGUAG
Molecule: messenger RNA, 2436 nt
Organism: Emericellopsis cladophorae
Lineage: Eukaryota; Fungi; Ascomycota; Sordariomycetes; Hypocreales; Bionectriaceae
Product: Sexual differentiation process protein-like protein
Exons: 3
Coding region: 1-2436 (811 amino acids)
Biological process (GO): transmembrane transport
Molecular function (GO): oligopeptide transmembrane transporter activity
Source: RefSeq, a predicted model, not a curated record